UAUGCCGUUUAAAUAGUGUAGUUGGGCACUUCUGGUAUCUGAUAUUCUCCACGUGUUAGACUGCAGCUUCCACUCUUCUCAUCCUAGUUGAAUCUCCCAUUCUAUGGCACUCGUAGUCCAACACAAUUUACCACUCAGAGUCGCUGGGAGUCUAGCGGCAUAUAAAUUAAAUGAUUAAUUAGCACAAAAUUUGGUGACUAAAUUAGGUCAUUUUUUUUACCCCAAAUGAUUGGUAAAUACUGACUAGAAUCAAGUAAAAUCAGCAAAAUGAGAGCAAUAACUCCUAGCAGACAGGUCGUUAUUUCUGCCUUCUCUGUUGUCCCAGGUGGAACCACAUAGGGUCAUUGUUGUGAGGAAAAUAAGAGGAGGAAGGAGUACUGUAUUAGCUACCAUGGCCACAGCCUCAAGGAAGUCUGUUUUGCAUUUGGCAACUUUCAUCAGGAAGCCUUUGCUAACAGCUCCUGUAUUUGCAGAUGCAGCAGUAUUUCAUGCCUGUCCCAAAUCUACAUAUUCACCACUUCCUGAUGACUAUAACUGCAAAGUUGAACUUGCUAUGACAUCAGAUGGAAAGACAAUUGUUUGCUAUCACCCUUCAGUGGAUAUUCCAUAUGAACAUACAAAACCCAUUCCACAACUAGACCCUGUGACCUAUAAAGAAGAAACACAUGAACAAGUCCUGAAAUCUAAAUUAGAAGAAAAGGAAGAUUACAAGGAUGAGCCCACAAUUGAGGCACUUAGUAAAAUGUUUUACACAACCAAACAUCGCUGGUAUCCUGUGGGACAGUAUCACACUAGACGCAAGAAAACCAAUACUUCCAAAGACCGAUGAAAUUACAUUUGUCUUUACCAUCAUGGAAAACUUUCUGUAGUUGGAGUAUUCAUUUCUAACUAAAUCCUUGUCAAUUUCUGUAGAUAAUUUGUAGAAUCAAGGGAUUCUGAUUUGUAAAAUCUUAAGGAUAUUCAAAAUAGAAGUUUUAUUCCCAAAUAUUGCUAGCUGUGUUGAAUUGGUAUGUGAACCACCAGAGGGCACUACUGUACAAGAAUUUAGAUUUACUAUACUUUUUUGAGAGGGGGAGAAUCUGUGGGUGUGGGCAUGUAAGAGAAUAUGUUAACAAUAUGCAGCCAAAACCAGAAUAAAAACUAAAUAAUAAACUUUAUGAAAAGUA
Molecule: messenger RNA, 1166 nt
Organism: Pantherophis guttatus
Lineage: Eukaryota; Metazoa; Chordata; Lepidosauria; Squamata; Colubridae
Source: RefSeq, a predicted model, not a curated record